Linum trigynum is the source of this 297-nucleotide messenger RNA. Lineage: Eukaryota; Viridiplantae; Streptophyta; Magnoliopsida; Malpighiales; Linaceae. The record is from the annotation of a GenBank genome assembly.
AUGAAACAAGAAAACUUUGAAACCUACCUGUGUUAUGCGAACAGUGGCUGCUGCGGAGUAGAAGGAGGAGGUUGGAUUCGAAAGAGGAGGUCGGAGUUGGAGAUUCGUCGGCAAACAACUGGUCUGCCGUCGCCGUUGCCUGAUGGAGCCUUGGAGGAGGAGCCGAGCAGAUGCUCGAGUGGCACUGGCCGCUGGGAGCUGGUUUCGGGAGUGCGGCUGUGCGAGGGCGGCAGCGGCGGAAAUCAAAAGGCGAUUUCUUUGGUCUCCGCUGAUGGAGGGGUGUCCCGAUAUUGUUAA